AUGUACAUUUAAAAUAGGUGAUACUAAAUGUAGUUUAUAAGAUAGCUGUGAAUAAUUAAUUGAUUAAACAGAUGCAAGAACCUGUAAUACUUAAAAAAAUUUUUAAGCUUUUGGACUAUGUUAAAAAGCCACUAAUUCAAAUUGUCUAACCUUAUCUAAGGAUUGUUCUUCCUAUAAAUUUGAUUCUACAUUAACUACUAUUUAAAAAUAAUAAUUAUGUUGGGGAUUGUGGAUUAUUGUUGAUCGAGAAAGAUUGGCAACACCGUUAGCAGAAUAUAAGAAAUGUGUGUUUAAAGCAGGUAGUUCAUGUGAUGCUAUUACUAAUUGCUCAGAUAUUUAUUCUGCUUCAAGUUAAAGAGAAUGUUAAGGAUUUUAAAAAGGAUGCUUAUAUUUUGGUGGUAAGUGUUAUGCUGCUGUUUCUUCUGGCAAUUGUCCCUCAACAUUUCCAACUGGAAUAACAACAGAUUCUUAAAAAUCUCUUUAUUGUAGAAGUAUCAAAGAAGCCAGUGAUUAUUGUAGAAUAAAAUCUGAUAAAAGCAAAUGCGAACUAGCAAAUAAUGCAGAUUGUGCUAGUAUUACAAUUCCUACUUCAGGUAGUUGGGAUUCCAUUAGUGAUCCAACUUCAAAUGCAUUCAAAUCUUCUUAUUGUCUAGCUCAAUCAUAUAAAGAUAGAAGUAAAUUAUGUAAAUAUACUUCUGGAAGUAACUGUAGUGAUGCAACAUGUGCAGAUAUUCCUUCACCAACUAGUUAAGGAGAUUGUGAUAAUUACAUAUCUGGAUGUAUUUAUUUUAAUAAUAAAUGUUAUCCACCAGGAAUUGUUGAAAGCGAUGGUGAUUGUGCUGAUAAUGAUAAAGUACCUAUGGAUUCAGAAUUAACAGCAACAUAAAAAUUAGCAUAUUGUUAAUUAUAUGCAAAAUCUAAUAGAUCAAUAUUUUGUACAUUUGAUUAAUUUAAUCCUACUCCUCAAACCCAAUGUGUUGUUGGUAAUAAUUGUAAUGCCUAUACAGAAUUGCCAAAUACUAAUGAUGCUGAUAAAUCAAUAUAUUGUUUAAAUAAAGUUAAUAAAAUUGGUAGGAGUUGUGCAUUCACAGUAGGUGAUACUACAUGUAGAGAGUUUGAUUGCUAAGAUAUAAAGAAUCCAAUUUCUUAAAUAGAUUGUGACUAAGGUUCAUAAGGAGGUUUAUGUGCUUAUUAAUAAGGUGUGUGUUAUAAUUGGAAUGAAGAUUGUUAAAAUAUCCUUGCUUUAAGUGGAAAUGAGUAGAUUUAUUGUGAAUCAUUAUAAACAAAAAAUUAUUGUACUUACAUAUCAGGAACAACAUGCACAGAUUUUAAAGAGUGUCAUCUUUAUAGUGUAACAGAAAAUUAAGCCUCUAUUUGUGCAAAAUUGACAGAUGGAACAGAUAAAUGUACUUACAUUUCUGGUAAUAAUUGUGUCUUAUUGGGUUCUUGUGAAAGUUAUGAUGGAACAGAUACAGCAGAAAAGGGACCUGCAGAAGGUUAAGAAGAGAUAGAAUGUAAAGCAGUUAAAUCAGUAGAUGGCUAUCCAUGCAUUAUGGAUUCUAGUAAAAAAUGCAGAACUUAAGUUUGUACUGAUAACGAUGCAAGUGCUACAGAUUGUAUUAAUAAUGCACUUGAUUGUCUCUAUUAUUCAAAUAAAUGCAUAAAAAAAGACAGUUGUGCAAAAUAUACACCAUAAGGUGAUGAUGAUACAUCUAAAUAAAUAUGGUGUGAAGGAGUCUAAAAUGAUACAGGAGAUUUUUGUGCUUGGGAUUCAGUUAAUUCAAAAUGUAGAGAUAGAUCAUGUAGUGAUAAAGCAUUUUAUACUGAUUUCGAUUGUUAAAGUUAUCAUAAAUCUUGUAAAACAAAUGGAACUAUUUGUAUAGCAUAAAGUAGAGCAUGUACUUCAAAUAAUGGUUCAGAUGAUUUUUGUAAUACCUUAUUAGAUUCAACAGGAAAAGAUAGAUGUAGACCUAUUGCAACUGCUACUACUACAUCUUCUCCAUGCACCAUUAGAACUUGUUAUGACAACGUUACUGCAACAACUGAUUCUGAAUGUGAUACUUAUUUAAGUGGAUGUGUAACUCGUGGUACAGGAUGCAUUCCAAAUUCAGAACCAUGUACAUCAUACAGAGGAACUAAAUAAUAAUGUGAAUUAUUUAAAAAAUAUACUGGAUUAGAUGAUAAGAAAAAUCCUACUUAUGAAUAUUGUUCUGGAGAUGCUGGAAAUAUUGUCACAAGUAAAUGUAAAGAAAGAACUUGUGCAGAUAAUACUACAGCUACAUCUGAUGCUGAAUGUGCUACUUAUAUGAAAGGAUGUAUUACCAAAGGUACUGGAUGUCUUGAUGCAACUUCAUCAUGUACUGUAUUUAAGGGAGAUUAAGCAAUAUGUGCUAAAUUCUUGGGCACUUCAGGUAGAGAUUAUUGUUGGAAUACUUCAACUGCAUUAGUUACAGCUAAUUGUGCUAAAAAGAAGUGCAGUGAUAUUUCAGGAAAAAACAAUAAAGAAUGCAAUGAUGGUAUGCCACCAUUUAAAACUACUGAUGAUCCUUUCUGUGUUUUUGAUGGAACUUCAUGUAUUGAUUAUGGAAAGAAUUGUAAUGCCUUCAAUGGAACUGAAGAGACAUGCCCUACUUAUUUAGGUAAAGAUGGUCCAUGUAAAGCUACAACUGUUGGAACUCUUAAAGGAUCAUGUGCUAAGAGAGUAUGUACAGAAGCACCUAAUACUCUUACUACUGAUGCUGAUUGUUAGAAAUAUCAUAAAGAUUGUUAUACAACUGGUUAUGGAUGCACAAAUACUAAAUAAUGUUUUAAUUUGACAUCAUAAGCUGCUUGUAAAUUAAGAGAAGAAUGCACUUGGGCUAAUUAAUGCACAAAUGCUAUUACUUCAUGUUCUACUUAAAGUAACACUAAUUAUUCAUAAUGUACAAAUUCUAAAGUGAAUGGUAAAUUUUGUGCAUGGUAAGAAUCUAAUUCAACUUGUAGAGCUUAAGUAUGCGAAGAUCAACCAGCAACAAUUACUUCUCAUGCUUAAUGUUAAAACUUUGCUGAUACUUGUACAACAACUGGAGCUGGUUGUAUCACUAUUUCAGCCUGCACAUUAUACAAGACCCAAUCUAUCUGUAUAGCUGCCUCAACUACUAAAGAUGGAGUUGGAAGAUGUGGUUGGGACGUCACAACAAAUAAAUGUAGAAAUAGAAUUUGCAAUGAUAGGAAUGGUAUAACUGAUGAAGAAUGUAACAUUUUCUUAUCAGGAUGUAAAACAAAUGGAUCUGGUUGUGUGACUGGAGCCUCAUGCACUGAAUUUUCCAAUAAAUAAUUCUGUAUUAAAUCCAACUCAGGACCAUGUCUUUGGGUUAAUGGAUAAUGUUAUGAUUAUGACAGAUGUGAAGAUGCUUUAAAAAAGUCACAUUCUGAAUGCUAAGCAUUUUCACCAUUAUGUACAACCAAUGGAGACACAUGCAUUCCUAUUACAUCUUGUGCCAGCACAUCAUUAAAAGCUUCUUGUGUUGUCGGAACAGAUGGAUCUUGUGGAUGGUUACCUACCGGAAAAUGUUAGAAGUUCGGACUAUGUACAGAUGCUGUGGCUGCUACUAAUGAUGAAUGUCUCUCUUAUGGACCAACAUGUAUCACUGAUGGAACAACAUGUUUAGCUAAAUCAACUUGUGGUAGCUACAAGACAUAAACAGCAUGUAAUAAUAAUGGAACUGAUGGUAUAUGCUUUUGGAAUGCUACAACUAAUAUUUGCAAAUUGAAGGAGUGUGGUGAUGAAUAAAAGGGUACUUAUGAUUAAUGCAAGCUUAUUUCUGUCACAGGAGGAUUAUGCACAACAGAUGGAACCAAAUGCAUACCACUAUCAACAUGCUCAAAUUAUGUUGAAGCUGGAUGUUUCAAUGGAACUGAUGGAGAAUGUACAUUUGCAUUACCAAUUGGAGCUACUACAGGAAACAAAAUCUGCAGAUUAAAAUAAUGUGAAGAUAUUUCUAAUGGAACUUCAAAUGCUAACUGUACUGGAGUUAUCUCUGGAAAGUCAUGUGUAUCGAAUGGAAUAAAUUGUAUUUCCAAGUCUACUUGUUCAACUUAUAAAACUAUUACUGCUUGUAAUGGGGGUGGCUUAGAAAAUAAUAAAUCAAUUGUUUGCGCUUUCACUCCUACUGGUACUGAUAAAGUUAAUGGAACUUGCAAGACAUUCUCAGCAUGCACUGAUGCAAACAAAGAUAAACUCGCUUGCACAACUAAUCCAUCAUGUAAAUGGACUGAAAACUCAACAGGAACAUCCUGUGUUAAUAAUUAAUGUGAUACCUUUGCCAUAGGAAGUGAUUGUUAACCCAUUCCAAGUUUUGAUGGAACUUCAUCCACAAUUUGUGUUCUUUAAAGUGGAAAAUGUACUGCUACUGAUCCAGGAACAAUCACAGAUUCCAAAAUUUGCUAUUCUAAAUCAGCUUACACUUACAGUUGGAAUGCAGCAACAAAUAAAUGUGAAAGUUGCCUUUCAGGAUCUGUCAAUCCAAAUAAUUCAAAUAAUACAAUAGAUAAUGGAGUAACUACUGAAAGUGCUUAUUUAUUGUCAGCAGUUUCAUUAGGUAUUUUAGGAUUAAUGGCAUGA
This is a messenger RNA of Paramecium primaurelia, 4603 nucleotides long. Lineage: Eukaryota; Ciliophora; Oligohymenophorea; Peniculida; Parameciidae. The record is from the annotation of a GenBank genome assembly.